AUGGCAUCCUCGGCCUCCGUGCAGAGCCUGUCCCAGCUCCUGGACAAUGCCCUCCUCACUCCCCAGACCAUCAAGUUUGGCGAUCUGCACAGCAUUCUUCAGAUCGUGCUCCAGCACCUGGGCUUGCAGAAUCUGUGUCUCCAGGAGGUGGGGCAGAGCCAGCACUCCAAGAGGCCCUCUCUGGCCACCUCCGUGGAGGAGAUGAAGGAGAAGAUGGAAGCCCAGGAGAACACCUCCAAGGCUCUCCUCCAGGAAAUCACAGACCUGAAGGCGGCACAAUCCCAAAUGGCGCAGCAAUUGCAGAAGAUCCCGGGGGCGCAACUCGAGUCCGCUGUGCAGGAGAUGAAGAGGGAGCUGAAUGAGCUGCAGGAGCAGCAGAAAACCAGCAAGGCCACUCUUGAGGAGAUGGUGGCCAAGACGGCCGACCAGCAGGCACAGCUGCAUGAGUUGAGGGCAGCGAUGCAAAACAUGAAACAGGAACACGCAGAGGCACUGGCAGCGCUGCAGAGUAUGAAGCAGGAACGUGAGCAGACACUGGCAGCGCUGCAGAGUCUGAAGCAGGAACGUGAGCAGACACUGGCAGCGAUGGAGAGUCUGAGGCAGGAACAUGGAAAGGACGAGAAUCCGCUGAAAGAGCUCCAGGCCACGGUCACGCAUCUCCAAAGGGAAUACGAGUACCUCAGCUCUGUUACCGGGAAUCUCCAGGGCGACUGGCAGAAGGAGAAGAAAUAUGCCAAGGUAGGCAUCCAGGCUGGGCAUCACAAGGGAUUUGUCCCCCUUGCCAACCUGCUGGCAGCCCUGCAAAGCUCCAAAAUGCCUUUGCGGGAGGUUUUUGAAGGGGCUGGGGAGGCACGGGGUGCUCAGGUGCCUGGGGGAGACAGCUUGGACCCUGCUGCAGCAUCAUGGGCUGCUUUCUGUGUUGGAAGGCUCUGCUCAAGACCCUGCAGGAAGCUGGAGAAGGACAAAGCGGACAAGGAGGAUGUGAUGCAUGAAAUCGCUGAGAAAGCAGACAAAUCCUCCCUGGCCAGCAAAGUCAGCCAGGACCACUUGGAAGGCAUUCUGGAGCAGCUACGAGAGAAGUGGGAGAAGAUGGAGAGCCAGCAGGUGGCCAAGGAGCAGGACUUGCAAGAGAUGCAGCAACGGCUCACGGAAGCGGUGGACGCCAAGCUGGACCGCCAGGAGCUGGGGCCUCUCAAGCAGCAGCUGGCCCGGUUGAAGACCGGUCUGGAAGAGCUGAAGGAGAAGGGGACGCAGCCCGAUGCUGCAGCUGGGAUUAAGUAUCCCCAAGGCCAUUGCCAUUGUCUGUCUUGUGACCGGGUCCUCAGCGCGCCGGUGACUGGCCCGCCUGUCGCGGCCCUUCCAUUGUUGCCACCGAUGCCCAGUCGCGUCACCAGCCACGGCCAGAAGGAAACCCAGCAGCACGGCCAAAGGAAAGGGGCAGCUGACUACAAGUUUCCCUGUGUGCCGCGGAGCUCCGGAGGACUCCACACCAUCACCUACCCGCUGAGGCACAAGCCCAAGCCACCCAGCGGCCCACCGCCAAUCCAGUAUGAGGAAACAGCGCUGUUGGGCCGGGAUGGCCGCAUCUACCGGGGCCAACGGAGGAGGCAGCAGCCUGUGCUCGACGGCAACGAGGGUACGGCCAGGCCAGGCUUGUGCCAGGAGCCCCAGGGUGUGACGGGCUUCUGCGUCAUGGCCCACGCCGUGCUCCUUCAAGAGAAACUGCCGAAGCACACCUCUCCCAGCCACUAG
Molecule: messenger RNA, 1752 nt
Organism: Cuculus canorus (common cuckoo)
Lineage: Eukaryota; Metazoa; Chordata; Aves; Cuculiformes; Cuculidae
Product: glutamine-rich protein 2-like
Exons: 11
Coding region: 1-1752 (583 amino acids)
Source: RefSeq, a predicted model, not a curated record